This is a messenger RNA of Symbiodinium pilosum, 294 nucleotides long. NCBI's taxonomy places the organism in Eukaryota, Dinophyceae, Suessiales, Symbiodiniaceae. The record is from the annotation of a GenBank genome assembly.
AUGCCAGUGGAAAGCGAGCCCUUGGCUUCCGAGAGCAUGGAUUUCGUGUACGAGCACCCAGAUGACCCAGGUGGAGAGACGCGACUGGACAAAAACACUGGACAGCUACACCUUAAGGCUUCUCAGAAUGGGAAUCUCGAGCAGAUUGCCAUCUCCUUGGGCAUGGACGUGGCCGUUCGCCUGGAUGCCCUGGAGACGUACAUCGAGAACAAGAUCAAGGAGGACUGGAAGGCCAGCGCUUGUUUCAAGCAUUCCAACCUCUCAGCUUUGGCUUCAGCUCUAGGUGGAAGUUAG